Molecule: messenger RNA, 14718 nt
Organism: Gorilla gorilla gorilla (western lowland gorilla)
Lineage: Eukaryota; Metazoa; Chordata; Mammalia; Primates; Hominidae
Gene: TENM4
Product: teneurin transmembrane protein 4
Exons: 34
Coding region: 1354-9948 (2864 amino acids)
Biological process (GO): heterophilic cell-cell adhesion; signal transduction; neuron development
Cellular component (GO): membrane; neuron projection
Molecular function (GO): protein homodimerization activity; cell adhesion molecule binding; protein heterodimerization activity
Source: RefSeq, a predicted model, not a curated record
CGUUCCCCGCCCCGGCCCGGUCGCCUGCAGCCCCUCUGCAGACUAGCUCGCCCCAGGCCCCCGUCGGGCGCUGGAGGAGCCCGCGAGGCGGCGCCGGGCUUCAGCGGCUGCAGCCUGCCCUGCGGGGCAAGUGCCGGCUGCAGCAGCCCCGCACGGGCGGUGGUUGGAGCUCAGAUCCUGGAGAUGCGACCCCAGCUCCUCGCCCUCUGCAACCCGCGGGGCGCCCGCCUCUCCUCACCGGGCGCCCGGCCGCGGUAUUGAUGUUCGUCUAGGAGCCAACUGAGGCUGCAGCCGCCAGAUGGACGCUUGGAGGGCUCCCGGGUGUGAGUGUGACUGUAUGACUACUCUCACCCCCAGCUUCGGGAAAUGUGCUCUGGGUUGAAAUGUGAUCACCGAGCUCCUUAGUCAUUUUAAUUGCCAUUUUUAAAUGCGGUCGUUACAUUGGAGGAGCAGACAGGAAGGUAGUGGGGCGGCGUGUGUGUGUGUGUGUGUGUGUGUACACACACACGCAACCGAGGAAUACACAACCAACUACUUGGGUGAAGGGCGGGGGGUUCACCUAGUGAGUCCUUCUUGGCGGGGGGGUCGGGCGAGUUAGCUGCCCGCUGCCCGCCCCUUCUCUGCCUGCCCCCGCCUAGGCGAGGUUGGAAAGUACUGGAAAUUCAGCUGCGUGGUCCUUAAGUUUGGAAAUUGGCUCCGCUUUCAGGGCAAAAUGUUAAGGCGAUUUAUGCACCCGCGUCCAUGUGGAUGAGUGUAUUACUGCUCAGUUGGGUGCAGAGCCCUCAACAGUACCGCGCCAAGCCCCCACCCGAUCUCUAACUCCCUCCCACCCCCUAACCGUGGAGAGAGGGUUUAUAGAAAUGCAGUUAUCCGUAAACCAUCGACGCAGUGAAAGGGGCGCAGGGAGGCAGCCAGAGUUUUGCCGGAACCUGCAUACUGGCUUGGUGUUUGUAGCACACGAGAUCACCCCGCUGCUUUGUAGAAGGCGGUGGUAGGGCAAGCUCGGGAUUCCGAUCGCCGGGGUGGGGGGAAGAGGGUGCCCAUGUACUGAGCUCUGAGGCCGUGUGAGGAGAGAGAUCUGCUGAGAGAUUCCGCUGAGCGGCAUCGCGGGCAAUUACAUAAGCUGCCUCGGUGAUUACCCGGAACUGUGAUGCGAGCUCCCGGUUCUGGAAAGACAAGCCUGAAAGUUUGCCUGCUUGGGGAUUAUGGAAAAACUGAGAAUCAGAGAGGGCUAGUGAUCUCUCAGACACUUGGUCAGUAGAAAAGAUCCCGCACCAUCCUCCAGGAUCCAAUGGCCUUGGAGAGAGGGCUGCAGGGCCCACGGACAUUGCUGACUCUUCAGAACGUGCUGACAUGGAGCCAGACCACUCGGCCCUGAGUGCGGCGAGGACCCUGUUUGUGGAUGUGGAGGAGCGCGGGCCGGAGGCCAUGGACGUGAAGGAGAGGAAGCCUUACCGCUCGCUGACCCGGCGCCGCGACGCCGAGCGCCGCUACACCAGCUCGUCCGCGGACAGCGAGGAGGGCAAAGCCCCGCAGAAAUCGUACAGCUCCAGCGAGACCCUGAAGGCAUACGACCAGGACGCCCGCCUAGCCUAUGGCAGCCGCGUCAAGGACAUCGUGCCGCAGGAGGCCGAGGAAUUCUGCCGCACAGGUGCCAACUUCACCCUGCGGGAGCUGGGGCUGGAAGAAGUAACGCCCCCUCACGGGACCCUGUACCGGACAGACAUUGGCCUCCCCCACUGCGGCUACUCCAUGGGGGCUGGCUCUGAUGCCGACAUGGAGGCUGACACAGUGCUGUCCCCUGAGCACCCCGUGCGUCUGUGGGGCCGGAGCACACGGUCAGGGCGCAGCUCCUGCCUGUCCAGCCGGGCCAAUUCCAAUCUCACACUCACCGACACCGAGCACGAAAACACUGAGACUGGUGCUCCCUUGCAUUGUUCAUCCGCUUCAUCAACCCCUAUUGAGCAGUCCCCCUCCCCGCCCCCCUCCCCUCCGGCCAAUGAGAGCCAGAGGCGGUUGCUAGGCAACGGUGUGGCCCAGCCAACCCCGGACUCAGACUCUGAGGAAGAGUUUGUCCCUAAUUCAUUCUUAGUUAAAAGUGGCUCCGCCAGCCUGGGGGUCGCGGCGAACGAUCACCCGGGCGGCCUGCAGAACCACGCGCGGCUCCGGACGCCGCCGCCGCCGCUCUCGCACGCUCACACCCCCAACCAGCACCACGCGGCCUCCAUUAACUCCCUGAACCGGGGCAACUUCACGCCGAGGAGCAACCCCAGCCCGGCCCCCACGGACCACUCGCUCUCCGGAGAGCCCCCUGCCGGCGGCGCCCAGGAGCCUGCCCACGCCCAGGACAACUGGCUGCUCAACAGCAACAUCCCCCUGGAGACCAGAAACCUAGGCAAGCAGCCAUUCCUAGGGACAUUGCAGGACAACCUCAUUGAGAUGGACAUUCUCGGCGCCUCCCGCCAUGAUGGGGCUUACAGUGACGGGCACUUCCUCUUCAAGCCUGGAGGCACCUCCCCGCUCUUCUGCACCACAUCACCAGGGUACCCACUGACGUCCAGCACAGUGUACUCUCCUCCGCCCCGACCCCUGCCCCGCAGCACCUUCGCCCGGCCGGCUUUUAACCUCAAGAAGCCCUCCAAGUACUGUAACUGGAAGUGCGCAGCCCUGAGCGCCAUCGUCAUCUCAGCCACUCUGGUCAUCCUGCUGGCAUACUUUGUGGCCAUGCACCUGUUUGGCCUAAACUGGCACCUGCAGCCGAUGGAGGGGCAGAUGUAUGAGAUCACGGAGGACACAGCCAGCAGUUGGCCUGUGCCAACCGACGUCUCCCUAUACCCCUCAGGGGGCACUGGCUUAGAGACCCCUGACAGGAAAGGCAAAGGAACCACAGAAGGAAAGCCCAGUAGUUUCUUUCCAGAGGACAGUUUCAUAGAUUCUGGAGAAAUUGAUGUGGGAAGGCGAGCUUCCCAGAAGAUUCCUCCUGGCACUUUCUGGAGAUCCCAAGUGUUCAUAGACCAUCCUGUGCAUCUGAAAUUCAAUGUGUCUCUGGGAAAGGCAGCCCUGGUUGGCAUUUAUGGCAGAAAAGGCCUCCCUCCUUCACAUACACAGUUUGACUUUGUGGAGUUGCUGGAUGGCAGGAGGCUCCUAACCCAGGAGGCGCGGAGCCUAGAGGGGACCCCGCGCCAGUCUCGGGGAACUGUGCCCCCCUCCAGCCAUGAGACAGGCUUCAUCCAGUAUUUGGAUUCAGGAAUCUGGCACUUGGCUUUUUACAAUGACGGAAAGGAGUCAGAAGUGGUUUCCUUUCUCACCACUGCCAUUGAGUCGGUGGAUAACUGCCCCAGCAACUGCUAUGGCAAUGGUGACUGCAUCUCUGGGACCUGCCACUGCUUCCUGGGUUUCCUGGGCCCCGACUGUGGCAGAGCCUCCUGCCCCAUGCUCUGUAGCGGAAAUGGCCAAUACAUGAAGGGCAGAUGCUUGUGCCACAGUGGCUGGAAAGGCGCUGAGUGCGAUGUGCCCACCAACCAGUGUAUCGAUGUGGCCUGCAGCAACCAUGGCACCUGCAUCACAGGCACCUGCAUCUGCAACCCUGGCUACAAGGGCGAGAGCUGUGAGGAAGUGGACUGCAUGGACCCCACAUGUUCAGGCCGGGGUGUCUGCGUGAGAGGCGAAUGCCACUGCUCUGUGGGAUGGGGAGGCACCAACUGCGAGACCCCCAGGGCCACAUGCUUAGACCAGUGUUCAGGCCACGGAACCUUCCUCCCGGACACCGGGCUUUGCAGCUGUGACCCAAGCUGGACUGGACACGACUGUUCUAUCGAGAUCUGUGCUGCUGACUGUGGUGGCCACGGCGUGUGCGUAGGGGGCACCUGCCGCUGCGAGGAUGGCUGGAUGGGGGCAGCCUGCGACCAGCGGUCCUGCCACCCGCGCUGUGCCGAGCAUGGGACCUGCCGCGACGGCAAGUGCGAGUGCAGCCCUGGCUGGAAUGGCGAACACUGCACCAUCGCUCACUAUCUGGAUAGGGUAGUUAAAGAGGGUUGCCCUGGGUUGUGCAAUGGCAACGGCAGAUGUACCUUAGACCUGAAUGGUUGGCACUGCGUCUGCCAGCUGGGCUGGAGAGGAGCUGGCUGUGACACUUCCAUGGAGACUGCCUGCGGUGACAGCAAAGACAAUGAUGGAGAUGGCCUGGUGGACUGCAUGGACCCUGACUGCUGCCUCCAGCCCCUGUGCCAUAUCAACCUGCUGUGCCUUGGCUCCCCUAACCCUCUGGACAUCAUCCAGGAGACACAGGUCCCUGUGUCACAGCAGAACCUCCACUCCUUCUAUGACCGCAUCAAGUUCCUCGUGGGCAGGGACAGCACGCACAUAAUCCCCGGGGAGAACCCCUUUGAUGGAGGGCAUGCUUGUGUUAUUCGUGGCCAAGUGAUGACAUCGGAUGGAACCCCCCUGGUUGGUGUGAACAUCAGUUUUGUCAAUAACCCUCUCUUUGGAUAUACAAUCAGCAGGCAAGAUGGCAGCUUUGACUUGGUGACAAAUGGCGGCAUCUCCAUCAUCCUGCGGUUUGAGCGGGCACCUUUCAUCACACAGGAGCACACCCUCUGGCUGCCAUGGGAUCGCUUCUUUGUCAUGGAAACCAUCAUCAUGAGACAUGAGGAGAAUGAGAUUCCCAGCUGUGACCUGAGCAAUUUUGCCCGCCCCAACCCAGUCGUCUCUCCAUCCCCACUGACGUCCUUCGCCAGCUCCUGUGCAGAGAAAGGCCCCAUUGUGCCAGAAAUUCAGGCUUUGCAGGAGGAAAUCUCUAUCUCUGGCUGCAAGAUGAGGCUGAGCUACCUGAGCAGCCGGACCCCUGGCUACAAAUCUGUCCUGAGGAUCAGCCUCACCCACCCGACCAUCCCCUUCAACCUCAUGAAGGUGCACCUCAUGGUAGCGGUGGAGGGCCGCCUCUUCAGGAAGUGGUUCGCUGCAGCCCCAGACCUGUCCUAUUAUUUCAUUUGGGACAAGACAGACGUCUACAACCAGAAGGUGUUUGGGCUUUCAGAAGCCUUUGUUUCUGUGGGUUAUGAAUAUGAAUCCUGCCCAGAUCUAAUCCUGUGGGAAAAAAGAACAGCAGUGCUGCAGGGCUAUGAAAUUGAUGCGUCCAAGCUUGGAGGAUGGAGCCUAGACAAACAUCAUGCCCUCAACAUUCAAAGUGGCAUCCUGCACAAAGGGAAUGGGGAGAACCAGUUUGUGUCUCAGCAGCCUCCUGUCAUUGGGAGCAUCAUGGGCAAUGGGCGCCGGAGAAGCAUCUCCUGCCCCAGCUGCAACGGCCUUGCUGAUGGCAACAAGCUCCUGGCCCCAGUGGCCCUCACCUGUGGCUCCGACGGGAGCCUCUAUGUGGGUGAUUUCAACUACAUUAGAAGGAUCUUCCCCUCUGGAAAUGUCACCAACAUCCUAGAGCUGAGAAAUAAAGAUUUCAGACAUAGUCACAGUCCAGCACACAAAUACUACCUGACCACAGACCCCAUGAGUGGGGCCGUCUUCCUUUCCGACAGCAGCAGCCGGCGGGUCUUUAAAAUCAAGUCCACUGUGGUGGUGAAGGACCUUGUCAAGAACUCUGAGGUGGUUGCGGGGACAGGUGACCAGUGCCUCCCCUUUGAUGACACUCGCUGCGGGGAUGGUGGGAAGGCCACAGAAGCCACACUCACCAAUCCCAGGGGCAUUACAGUGGACAAGUUUGGGCUGAUCUAUUUCGUGGAUGGCACCAUGAUCAGACGCAUCGAUCAGAAUGGGAUCAUCUCCACCCUGCUCGGCUCUAAUGAUCUCACAUCAGCCCGGCCACUCAGCUGUGAUUCUGUCAUGGAUAUUUCCCAGGUUCACCUGGAGUGGCCCACAGACUUAGCCAUCAACCCAAUGGACAACUCACUUUAUGUCCUCGACAACAAUGUGGUCCUGCAAAUCUCUGAAAACCACCAGGUGCGCAUUGUCGCCGGGAGGCCCAUGCACUGCCAGGUCCCUGGCAUUGACCACUUCCUGCUAAGCAAGGUGGCCAUCCACGCAACCCUGGAGUCAGCCACCGCUUUGGCUGUUUCACACAAUGGGGUCCUGUAUAUUGCUGAGACUGAUGAGAAAAAGAUCAACCGCAUCAGGCAGGUCACCACUAGUGGAGAGAUCUCACUCGUUGCUGGGGCCCCCAGUGGCUGUGACUGUAAAAAUGAUGCCAACUGUGAUUGUUUUUCUGGAGACGAUGGUUAUGCCAAGGAUGCAAAGUUAAAUACCCCAUCUUCCUUGGCUGUGUGUGCUGAUGGGGAGCUCUACGUGGCCGACCUUGGGAACAUCCGAAUUCGGUUUAUCCGGAAGAACAAGCCUUUCCUCAACACCCAGAAUAUGUAUGAGCUGUCUUCACCAAUUGACCAGGAGCUCUAUCUGUUUGAUACCACUGGCAAGCACCUGUACACCCAAAGCCUGCCCACAGGAGACUACCUGUACAACUUCACCUACACUGGGGACGGUGACAUCACACUCAUCACAGACAACAAUGGCAACAUGGUAAAUGUCCGCCGAGACUCUACUGGGAUGCCCCUCUGGCUGGUGGUCCCAGAUGGCCAGGUGUACUGGGUGACCAUGGGCACCAACAGUGCACUCAAGAGUGUGACCACACAAGGACACGAGUUGGCCAUGAUGACAUACCAUGGCAAUUCUGGCCUUCUGGCAACCAAAAGCAAUGAAAACGGAUGGACAACAUUUUAUGAGUACGACAGCUUUGGCCGCCUGACAAAUGUGACCUUCCCUACUGGCCAGGUGAGCAGUUUCCGAAGUGAUACAGACAGUUCAGUGCAUGUCCAGGUAGAGACCUCCAGCAAGGAUGAUGUCACCAUAACCACCAACCUGUCUGCCUCAGGUGCCUUCUACACACUGCUGCAAGACCAAGUCCGGAACAGCUACUACAUCGGGGCCGAUGGCUCCUUGCGGCUGCUGCUGGCCAACGGCAUGGAGGUGGCGCUGCAGACUGAGCCCCACUUGCUGGCUGGCACGGUCAACCCCACCGUGGGCAAGAGGAAUGUCACGCUGCCCAUCGACAACGGCCUCAACCUGGUGGAGUGGCGCCAGCGCAAAGAGCAGGCUCGGGGCCAGGUCACUGUCUUCGGGCGCCGGCUGCGGGUUCACAACCGAAAUCUCCUAUCUCUGGACUUUGACCGCGUAACACGCACAGAGAAGAUCUAUGAUGACCACCGCAAGUUCACCCUUCGGAUUCUGUACGACCAGGCGGGGCGGCCCAGCCUCUGGUCACCCAGCAGCAGGCUGAAUGGUGUCAACGUGACAUACUCCACUGGGGGUCACAUUGCUGGCAUCCAGAGGGGCAUCAUGUCUGAAAGAAUGGAAUACGACCAGGCGGGCCGCAUCACAUCCAGGAUCUUCGCUGAUGGGAAGACAUGGAGCUACACAUACUUAGAGAAGUCCAUGGUGCUGCUACUACACAGCCAGAGGCAGUAUAUCUUUGAGUUCGACAAGAAUGACCGCCUCUCUUCUGUGACGAUGCCCAACGUGGCGCGGCAGACACUAGAGACCAUCCGCUCAGUGGGCUACUACAGAAACAUCUAUCAGCCCCCUGAGGGCAAUGCCUCAGUCAUACAGGACUUCACUGAGGAUGGGCACCUCCUCCACACCUUCUACCUGGGCACUGGCCGCAGGGUGAUAUACAAGUAUGGCAAACUGUCAAAGCUGGCAGAGACGCUCUAUGACACCACCAAGGUCAGUUUCACCUAUGACGAGACGGCAGGCAUGCUGAAGACCAUCAACCUACAGAAUGAGGGCUUCACCUGCACCAUCCGCUACCGUCAGAUUGGGCCCCUGAUUGACCGACAGAUCUUCCGCUUCACCGAGGAAGGCAUGGUCAACGCCCGUUUUGACUACAACUAUGACAACAGCUUCCGGGUGACCAGCAUGCAGGCUGUGAUCAACGAGACCCCACUGCCCAUUGAUCUCUAUCGCUAUGAUGAUGUGUCAGGCAAGACAGAGCAGUUUGGGAAGUUUGGUGUCAUUUACUAUGACAUUAACCAGAUCAUCACCACAGCUGUCAUGACCCACACCAAGCAUUUUGAUGCAUAUGGCAGGAUGAAGGAAGUGCAGUAUGAGAUCUUCCGCUCACUCAUGUACUGGAUGACCGUCCAGUAUGAUAACAUGGGGCGAGUAGUGAAGAAAGAGCUGAAGGUAGGACCCUACGCCAAUACCACUCGCUACUCCUAUGAGUAUGAUGCUGACGGCCAGCUGCAGACAGUCUCCAUCAAUGACAAGCCACUCUGGCGCUACAGCUAUGACCUCAAUGGGAACCUGCACUUACUGAGCCCUGGGAACAGUGCACGGCUCACACCACUACGGUAUGACAUCCGCGACCGCAUCACUCGGCUGGGUGACGUGCAAUACAAGAUGGAUGAGGAUGGCUUCCUGAGGCAGCGGGGCGGUGAUAUCUUUGAGUACAACUCAGCUGGCCUACUCAUCAAGGCCUACAACCGGGCUGGCAGCUGGAGUGUCAGGUACCGCUACGAUGGCCUGGGGCGGCGGGUGUCCAGCAAGAGCAGCCACAGCCACCACCUGCAGUUCUUCUAUGCAGACCUGACCAACCCCACCAAGGUCACCCACCUGUACAACCACUCCAGCUCUGAGAUCACCUCCCUCUACUACGACUUGCAAGGACACCUCUUUGCCAUGGAGCUGAGCAGUGGUGACGAGUUUUACAUAGCUUGUGACAACAUCGGGACCCCUCUUGCUGUCUUUAGUGGAACAGGUUUGAUGAUCAAGCAAAUCCUGUACACAGCCUAUGGGGAGAUCUACAUGGAUACCAACCCCAACUUUCAGAUCAUCAUAGGCUACCAUGGUGGCCUCUAUGAUCCACUCACCAAGCUUGUCCACAUGGGCCGGCGAGAUUAUGAUGUGCUGGCCGGACGCUGGACUAGCCCAGACCACGAGCUGUGGAAGCACCUUAGUAGCAGCAACGUCAUGCCUUUUAAUCUCUAUAUGUUCAAAAACAACAACCCCAUCAGCAACUCCCAGGACAUCAAGUGCUUCAUGACAGAUGUUAACAGCUGGCUGCUCACCUUUGGAUUCCAGCUACACAACGUGAUCCCUGGUUAUCCCAAACCAGACAUGGAUGCCAUGGAACCCUCCUACGAGCUCAUCCACACACAGAUGAAAACGCAGGAGUGGGACAACAGCAAGUCUAUCCUCGGGGUACAGUGUGAAGUACAGAAGCAGCUCAAGGCCUUUGUCACCUUAGAACGGUUUGACCAGCUCUAUGGCUCCACAAUCACCAGCUGCCAGCAGGCUCCAAAGACCAAGAAGUUUGCAUCCAGCGGCUCAGUCUUUGGCAAGGGGGUCAAGUUUGCCUUGAAGGAUGGCCGAGUGACCACAGACAUCAUCAGUGUGGCCAAUGAGGAUGGGCGAAGGGUUGCUGCCAUCUUGAACAACGCCCACUACCUAGAGAACCUGCACUUCACCAUUGAUGGAGUGGAUACCCAUUACUUUGUGAAGCCAGGACCUUCAGAAGGUGACCUGGCCAUCCUGGGCCUCAGUGGGGGGCGGCGAACCCUGGAGAAUGGGGUCAACGUCACUGUGUCCCAGAUCAACACAGUGCUUAAUGGCAGGACUAGACGCUACACAGACAUCCAGCUCCAGUACGGGGCACUGUGCUUGAACACACGCUACGGGACAACAUUGGAUGAGGAGAAGGCACGGGUUCUGGAGCUGGCCCGGCAGAGAGCCGUGCGCCAAGCAUGGGCCCGCGAGCAGCAGAGACUGCGGGAAGGGGAGGAAGGCCUGCGGGCCUGGACAGAGGGGGAGAAGCAGCAGAUGCUGAGCACAGGGCGGGUGCAAGGCUACGACGGCUUUUUCGUGAUCUCUGUGGAGCAGUACCCAGAACUGUCAGACAGCGCCAACAACAUCCACUUCAUGAGACAGAGCGAGAUGGGCCGGAGGUGACAGAGAGGACCAAGGCCUGGACUUCUUGCCAAAGACAGCUACUCUUUUGUGGCCGCAUACCUGACUGUGUUGUACUUUAAAAAAAAUGAUUUUUUAACAAGUGCAGAAACAAAAAGAUACUGGUUGCAUUGUAACUCAUGCAACAUCCUUUUUUUUAGAAAAGAAAAACACAGAUUUGGCCUUCGCACAUUUUUUGCAAAGAACAGAAGGUAUUUUUUUCUGUAGUGUGAUCACAAUGAAAACUUUAUUGUCUUUUGUUCCCUUUUUCCUUGAGGAUUUUUCCCUUGUCGUUUGGGGUGUGUAUCUCUUCUCUGAGAUGCAUCUCCUGGGGUGUGUCCUCGUCUGUCCCUAGGUACCCAGUGUGAUGUGGGACAUGAAUGUCUGUGCUAACUUGUCUCAUGUGCAACCCUUUCUUCUUCGAUUGGGGUCGGGCAGGAGUAAACGGAGUGAUGGGCCAGUACAACACCCCUUCCAAGGGGGCCUGGGAGGAGGGUCUGUAGGACCUGAGGCUCCUUGGCAGGGCUCCUGCAGAAGAGUGGUGGAUUUCUUCUCACCUUGUUCUCUGCCUCCAGAGGAUCACAGAUGGCUUCAUCUUGCUCCAGGGAAUUUCAUGGUGUUGUUCAGCACCUUUUUUAAGCUGCCCCAAACUCCUGUUCAAGCUUUCUAUUUUGAUGCUAAAUGAAACCCCCUACCACUUUUGCAAAUCCUGUGUAGUUGUCGGUGCCACCCCCAUGCUGGGAUAGAGAAAGUGUCUCCCAGGUCCUUUCCCCCAGACCAGUGACAUAACAUCCUGGGCUCAGAGUCCCAUCCUCCCGGGAGGGAAAGCACCCAGGAUGCCUGUGAUUGGUUGGUCCUCCAUGAUGUUCCUGUUCAUCUCCUCCUUUCUCCCAAAGCCAGAUGUGAGAACGAGCACUGCACAGCAAGCCUUCAAUGUGGGCACCAUGUCCACAGAACGGAAGGCCACCCAUGGCAAAGGGAUGGCAGUGGUGGCGAGGGCACCAGCCUGCCUUCCGAGGCAAAGCCCUCUCUCUAUGACUUUGAGUAUCUUCCCUCCACCGCUCAGCCGCCACCACUGAGACGUAGGAAUGUGGAGGGAGGUGCUUGGUGGCCUUUGAUUCUGGAAAAAUGCUUAACAAAAAAAGCCAGCCAAAGAGAGGAAGGCAUAAGCUAAGCAUCCUUCUAACCAGUUCCCAAAGUCCCAUCUGCCUCCAUGUACAAGCUGAUCGCAGAGCUGGACUGGGGCAGGCUGGGCUUCCAGGAAAUUCCUGAAGUUCUGAAACAGGUUCCCCUCUAGAAAAGCCCACCCAAUGUGUUUUUUAGUGACAGGAAGAAAGGAGGGAAGAGCUGAUGUGGUGUGGCCUGCCCAUAUCAUACAACCCCACCAGGAGCAGGGCAGUUCCCAAGGCGGGUGCCCGUAGAUCUGGGAGGCCAGGCUGGCAUGAUUCCUGUGAAGAACUGUGCCUGUGUCGUCAGGGAGAGGCCUGAGCCCUCUCAGAAGCAGGGACAGCCCACACCUGAAGAGCACGCCCAAGCUGAGGCAGCAGCCAGCAGGCUGGGGGAGCAGUGAGGGCAGGGGGAGUCACAGCCAGAGCUGGGAGCCCCUUGUUCAAGGAUUCCAUUCCUGGUUCAUCCACCUAAUUACCAUUGUCAUUACCACUCACAGGAGGCUCUGGGAGAUGGGAGGGGAAGCCAAAUGCUUCCUUUUAAGCUGGGCUUCUUAGAAAAUGGAACUUUUAUGGGUUACAUUUACAUUAAGUGUGGAAAAUGAAUUCUGAGUCUGAGCUAUUCCCCGUGGAAACCUUGUUGGACUGAUAAGCUCAUGGCACCUCUAUAGCCUUACUCACAGAGUCUUCAGAAUAUUACACAAGUUAAUGAAACUGAGAAGGUCUGACUGCAUGAGGAUCGGAGCAGCAUGUAGUCUGGGUUCUGCCUGGCAGAGGGAGGCAACCAAAACUUCUUGGGGAGAGGAGAUUUCGCCUUAACGUCAUCCCACUGGGAUUAGAGGAUGUGUUUCGCUAAGUGCUCUUCCUGUUUCCAAAAAAAAAAGUCACCCUGCUGCAGCAGUGCGCCUUGGCCUGCUUGUCCACUGGUUGCCCAUUGCCCCUGGAUCCAGAGCUGUACUGAGUCAGAUACAGUGCUCUGCAGGCCUGCCGUGGGAGGCAUGAGCUGGAGAUGGGGGCUCCCAUCUGGCAGGAUCAUUCUUGGAUGAGAUGGAAAACAGUUUGGCCUGAAGAACACAAGUUUUGUCCUCCAGAAGGGACUUAUGCCUCUCAAAAUGUACUCUUCAUACCAAGGGCCCUUGGGCAAAGUGCUCCUGCCCAGUUGAUCAGUCCCAUCCUGGCUGCCCGACAUCAGUGAAGACCUGCUGGGGAUGUCUGCUCAGAGGUCAGGAAUGGCAUGCGGUCCACGGGAACCAGCUCCCUACGCUUCCCGAACGCCCUGUCCCUCCUCCACAGCUCCCUCCCCAAAGGAAUAGGGUGGACUUUUAGGGAUCAAAAACAGAAUUAUUGGGUGUUUCGUUUCUUUUUUCUUUUUUUUCAUAGAGAUGGGGUCUCACUAUGUUGCCCAGGCUGUUCUCAAACUCCUGGCCUCAGGCGAUCCACCUUGGCCUCCUGAAGUGCUGGGGUUACAGGUGUGAGCCACUGAGGCUGGACUGAGUGUUUGUUUCUUUAAAGGAUCUUAUAUUUUUCCUGGGCUACAUACCACCACAGCAGCCCAGCUUCUGUGGGGAGAGAAGUUGAAGGAUCCCGAAGCUUUAGAAAAAGGAUCUCAGCUGUGGCACAGGCAGUGUUAUGCACCUCACUGCCACAUUGGUGCUGUUGUAUUGAAGGUGGUGCUUCUGGCCUUGGCCCUUUUGAGUUGGUUUCCAUUUGGGCUGCAGGUGACUCAGUGACUCCCUCCUCAAGCUGUCCUCCUGCUAAGACCAGCAGUCACAAACCUAUGGCAAGGGUGAGUGUGAAGGCAUAACCCCGUGCCUAUGUAAUAGGCUCCAAGCAUCAACUCCCAUCCUGAGAGGACCGGCCCUUUUGACACUCACCAACCAAAUCUGUUCAUUUGAUAGAGUGACCAGGCCUCCCUCACCUGCCCAGGUGUAUGAUCCUACAGUUCCUGCCUUCUCUCCUACCCCGCACAGCUGCCAACUGGUCCUACAUCCUCAGCCCCUCUGCCACCACCUUAAAUAGGACUUUACUGAUUCUCCAACUUUGUUUUUUUGUAGGAUGAGAUUUCCUUUUUAUCCCACCCCCCACACCCAAACAGACAUUGCUGGAGGGCAGACUGGAGGAAGGGGAAGGCAUGCAGGUAAAUUACUGCCUUGUCAGCCUCUGACCCUCAUCUCUCAGAAUUGUUGGCUGAGAAUUAACCCAAGGACCACACCAGUGCCUGAUUUCUACUUAGGGAGAGAGGAUUGGAAACGAUCCCUAAGGAACUGACUGAGGGUGAGAAUGGCCAGGAGGUGUGUGUCCAAAUAACCAGGAGGGGGCACAGAAGAUGAUGGCAAGGCAGACUGGGCAGUGUUUUGUAGACACAGAACAAAGAAUCAGAAUUUGAAAAAAGAAGAAAAACAAAUCUUCUCAGCUGCAACUUUAAAGUAUCACCUUUAUAGAUGGCAGGGAUUUCCAUUAUGCAAAUGGAAUCUAAGAUUUCAAGUGAAAUCUUAGAAUGCAGUUUUACCACUUGCAGUCUUGUAUUUGUGGUGGCCAUGUGGUGAGGGCGGUGAUGCUGAGCUUUCUGCCGAGGAGGAAUGAGCUUUCAAGCUCUCAGCAGGGUGUCAGGCUUGGGGAUUUGAGCAUCCACUGCUCAAAGUCCAGGCUAUUCUCCAGUCCUCACGGCAGCCACUAAGCCCAGGAGCCAGACCUGGCCCGGGGACACAUCUCCUGAGGGAUCCCAGAAAGAACCCAGUCUUUCCUUUCCCUUGGGGUCCUUGUUAGAAUGAAAACCUCUCUAUUUAAGGCACAUCAUUCCCAGCUAGGUUUAUACACUUGUCUAUAUUUUACUGGAGGAAAGGGAAUUAAAAAAGAACUCUGCAGUUCAAGGCCCUUUCAUUUAACCUUCCAAAAACAGCAAACUCAUUUUAAAGACUCAUUGCUGAGGUGAUAGAGAGAAACCUUAUCCUCUCCAACCUUUACAUUCACAAAAACCAUCCUUGUGUACUUGACUGCCCUAGACAGUGGUGACUCUUAGGUUUCAUUACGAAUGUGGAAGAUCAGAGUGUGGGAAGGCCCGGGCGAGGGCCAAUGUUGUGUUUCUUACCCCCUCUGAAAUGCCAAAGGCAAGGUACUAGGUGACCUCCUGGUCCCCAAGAAAAUGUGAUUUAUUCUGAGGGCGAACAGCCAAGGGAGGACUAGUCUGGAGCACGCUCGGCCGUCCUGGCAGGAGCUGAGCCUCAGGUGUCUGGCGGUGCCCCAGCAGCCCUGGAUUCACCCAAAACCAGAAUCCCACUUUUCUAAAUCCACCUGUUGUUCUGAGGACCUCUGAACCCGCAGCUUCGGCAAAAGGAGUCUGUACCAAGCUGCCUCUGGAUGACCAACACUGGAGACUCUGGCCUUACCAUGUGGAAAUCAUUUUCCUGAAGUCUGGAACUAAUUUUGAGAAGUUUUUUUCUCAACACUUUUGUGUUUCUAACACUGUAUCUUGACUGUGUAAAUACCAACAAGGCUGUAAAUAAAUGCAGAUGUAGAUACCUUCUAGAAAAAAAAAAAAGGCAUAAAAACAAAACCAGAAGUGAUCCCGUGUAGCCUUCGUUGACAAAUAAAGACUAUUUUGUGUUUA